This is a messenger RNA of Chrysochloris asiatica (Cape golden mole), 2085 nucleotides long. RefSeq names its product synaptotagmin-15-like. The record is from RefSeq and is a predicted model, not a curated record. Gene Ontology annotation, molecular function: calcium-dependent phospholipid binding; phosphatidylserine binding; syntaxin binding. Gene Ontology annotation, biological process: regulation of calcium ion-dependent exocytosis; cellular response to calcium ion; calcium-ion regulated exocytosis. Lineage: Eukaryota; Metazoa; Chordata; Mammalia; Afrosoricida; Chrysochloridae. The transcript is spliced from 11 exons. The coding region runs from base 1 to 2085 and encodes 694 amino acids.
AUGGGUGUGCGUGUAGGGUGGGAGUCCUUCAGGUCCCCUGCUUGCUCCCUCUCUCUCGGGGUGCGAUCUGUCUGGCUGACAGCGCUAGACCAGAGAAACGAGCGUGGAGACUUCACCUUGGGCUCUGGGAAGCAAGGGUCGAAGUUGGGCCUGGAGGCAGUGCAGCCUCCGUCUGGGAAGCAUCUGGGGAGGUGGGAGGCGCCUCUCCGGCAGCCCAGAGCCUUUCGGAUCGCUCUGCCGACCCUGUGCACCUCUUGGGGCCCCGUCAGGACCAGGCUAGGAGAGCUGCGUCCUCCCGGAGGCGGGCACAGGUCCCUGCCCCAGAAGUCCGUCAGGUACUGCCCGCGCCGUGCCAGGUCAAGAGUGGACGAAGGACCGCCCCCGCGCCCGUCCGACGGCUUCGCGCCGCGCCCUAAGAGGCGACCCCGCGGAGGUAGGCGAGCUGCCGAGACCAGCGAGCCCGAGCCCGGAUCAGCGCCCCGGGGCCACCACGGCGAACGACCCCCAGCUACCCACGCCUUCACUUUCGUCCAGCCGGGGGCGUGGGGUGGGGAGGGUGACGCCCUCCUCGGCUUUGCCUCCGGCUGGGUCCUAACAAGUUGCGGCGUGGAGCAGACGUUGGGGGCCCACCUCGAUAGAGAGCCGGGAGUGCUGGAGGGGAGAUGGGUACUAGAGAAAAUUGCCGAAUUCAAGUGUGUUCAAGACUCCACGAGAGAACGAGCAGGGCUCUGGAUGCAGACUCGCGUUGGCGUCCUUUCCGGGGCUUGCCUUAAAUGCGUGGUGCCCCCACCCGGGCCUCCUCACCACUGGAGACUCUGGUCGCAGGUGGCCCUGAUGAUUGGAGGAAUCAUUGGGGGGCUGCUGCUGCUGCUGCUGCUGAUUGGAGUGAGCUGCUAUCUCUGGAAGAAGCUUUGUACCACUAUCACCUAUGAGGAGCUGCCCGGCACAGCAGACACAGCCACCACAUCUGCCACCUGUGGACAGGGAGGCAAGUGCUACCAACUGGGGGCCAGGACCCAGCAGAGCAGGCCACCAGGUGUGCCAUUUGUAGUACCACCUUCCCGCCAAGGCCGAGACUGGAUGCCUCUGCACAAUGAAGAGUGGGUCCAGGCCCCAGGAGACCUCAGCCCAGCCCCAGAGCUCCUGGCCCACCUUUCCUACAGCAGCAACCUUGGGGUUUCAAGUGUGGUGGGAACGAUCAAUCCAGAGCUGUACAAGUACCCUGGGGACAAGUGUGAGACUGAGUUCCCUGAGGGCUGCCUGGGCCGGCUGUGGUUCUCAGUGGAGUACCAGCAGAAGACCGAGAGACUGUUGGUGGGGCUGAUCAAGGCUCGGAGACUGCAAGCCCCCUCAGACACCUGCAGCCCCCUGGUGAAGCUCCACCUAUUGCCUGACGAGCGGUACUACCUACAGUCCAAGACCAAGUGUAAAACCACCAACCCACACUUUGACGAGCACUUCAUCUUCCAGGUGUCCAGCAAAAGUCUCAUACAGAGGGUGCUAAAGUUCUCUGUGUACCAUGUGGACAAGCAGAGGAAGCAUCAACUCCUGGGCCAGGUGUUUUUCCCCCUGAAGAAGGAGACCCUGGCAGGUGAUUGUCAGCACAUUAUCUGGAGGGACCUGGAGGCCAAGAGCCUGGAGCCUCCCUCUGAAUUUGGCGAUCUCCAGUUCUGCCUCAGCUACAACAACUACCUGAGCCGCUUGACAGUGGUUGUACUUCGAGCCAAGGGCCUCCAGUUCCAGGAGAAGAGGGGUGUUGUCAGUGUGUUUGUCAAGGUCUCUCUGAUGAACCACAAUAAGUUUGUCAAGUGCAAGAAGACGUCAGCUGUGCUGGGAUCUGCCCACCCUGUGUACAAUGAAACCUUCAGCUUCAAGGUUGAGCCCGCUGAACUAGACACAGCCAGCCUCAGUCUGACUGUACUACAGAGCACAGGGGGUGAUGAGAUCCACAUGCUGGGCCGGGUGGUGGUGGGUCCCUACAUGUACGCCCGCCGCAAGGAGCUGGAGCACUGGGACGCGAUGGUCAGCAAGCCCAAGGAGCUAGUGCGACGCUGGCAUGCGCUUUCCCGUAGCCCUGAGCCCUGA